AUGUUUAUAUUACAUUAUUAACAAAUUAAUACUGCAUAUAAUUAUAAGAGAAUUUCAUGGGAUUUGUAUCACCUUGAACUAGGAUUUAAGAUCUAUUGAGUUGGAUUAGGAUCCCAGAUUAUCAAAAAGCUAGUUCAAAUCCAGUUUCGUUCAAAUGAUUUUGGAUUUCGGUAACGUUUGAGUCCCAUUAUUAUUUUAUCAAUCCCAGAUUUGGAUCCUUUAUGGGGCAAUCUUUGAUCCUAUUACCACUGACUGAUUUUUAGGAGGUGGGUUUUUUUUUAUUUUUUAUUUUUUUUUAAUAUUAUCUCUAUUGAGAUACAAUAUGAUUUUAAAAUCUAUUAGAUAUAAGUGAUUAACUCUUAUUUUUUAAAUUUUUUUAGACAUAAAUAGCAUCAUGGAAUCAUUUAUAAAGAAAGUAAUUAUCCAUUAUUAAUGAAAUAUGUUAGAUAUUAUAUUUAAAUUUAUAAAAUUAUUCAAAUUUUAACAUCUGAGAAAAUCAAAGUCCUUAUUCACCAAAAAAGAAGAAAAAAAAGAGUAAUCAAAAUCCUUUUCCCAAUAAUUUACCCAAAAAAAGGAGAGAGAGAGAGAGAGAGAGAGCCAAAGAGGAAUAGACGAGGGGAGAGAGAACGAGAGAGAGAGAGGAGAGAGAAAAAGAUUGAGAAGACAGAAAUAUAAUACACGAGAGAGAUAGAGAAGAGAGAAAGAGACAGAGAGGAAUAUGACAGAGGGGAGAGGGAAAGGGAGAGAGAGAGAGAGAGAGGAAUAAACUAGGAAGAGAGUGAGGGUUAGGCCAAAAUAGAGAGAAAAAGAGAGAGAAAGAUAAAGGAAUCAGCUAGAGAGAGCUCAUGUGGCAUUAACACCAUAUCAAAUAAUUUGUAUAUAUAUAUAUAUAUAUGUUAGAAGAGUUAAAGUCAUUGUAUAAAUAAUGUUGAAUUUAAUUUUUUAAAUAAAGAAAGAAACAUUAUUGAAGAGUUUCUUUUAGCCAGCUAGAUAGUAUUAAAAUUAAUUAAGGAGGUACUCGACAAAAUUUGUAGAGCUGACUUUGUGUUUAAAAUAGCAAGUGGUGGUUGUGUAACGUGGAGUUAAUAAUAUGGAUUUCGUGUUAGAAUCGAAUGAUCUCACUCUGCCCAUGGAGAACUAAAUAUGAGCCUUUAAAAACCGUUGACAUUGAGCUAAAUUAAAAAUUAAAUCUCUCAAAAAAAAAAAAUAUAUAUAUAUAUAUAUCUUUCGAGGAAGUAACCACACCACCACCUCCUAGUUAGUGUUUGAUUGGGUUAGCUGCAGGGUUUAUUUUGAUUCUCUUGUAACGAGAAAAACCAUUGACGGAAUUAUUCAUAUAAUUCUUUGACAAAUUCAAGGGGUUGCUUUCAUGAAUAAGUACAUAGGAACGUCAAAGACAGUAACAUGACUUUGAUAUGUAAAACGUCUAAAUUGUCAAGAGUUUGAUAAUUAAGCAAGAAACAUGAGUUUGAUAUGUUGAUUGUUGGAGCCAAGGUGCUCCAAUUAUACAUAUAAGAAUGGGAGUACAUCAUUGUAUUCUGGAGGCAUGGUGUGUGAUGCUUUGCAUUUUGUCAUGUGUUACUACUAAUAUCAAUGGAAGCAGAGAAACCUCGCAUGAAUAUGAUGAUGAUGAUAUCCAUUGCUUGAAGUCCAUCAAAAUGUCACUACAGGACCCACAUGGUUAUCUACUCUCAUGGAACUUUGAUCAAAUUUCAGACGCUUCUAUGAUGUGUAACUUGAUGGGUAUUAGUUGCUGGAUGAACCGUGAUGAUCAUGACAAGUACUUGAGGGUCCGUGAAAUCCGACUCUCCAAAAUGGGUCUCAAAGGCCGGUUUCCUCUGGGACUUGAAAGCUGCUCUUAUAUGGAAUUGGAAACAUUAGACCUUUCCUUCAACAACCUCUCAGGUUCUAUUCCAUCUCACAUAUCAACAACUCUCCCUUCUAUCUCCAACCUUGAUCUCUCCCACAAUCGUUUUUCGGGUCAAAUCCCAACACAUAUUGCCAAUUGCCUCAUCCUCACAGUCCUUAAACUCAACGACAAUCAACUCUCUGGUCCAAUACCAUCACAACUUGGCCUGCUCACUCGUCUAACCCUAUUUACUGUUACCAACAAUCAAGGACUUUGUGGAGCCCCUUCCAUCACGCCCUGCACCCAACACCAUCACUUGUUCCAAGAUUUUAAAGACGGGUUUUUCAUUGGUUAUGAGGUUUCUGCGGUUUUUGUUACAACUGGGUUUACAUGCUAUUAUUGUUUGCUUUGGUUCCAUUUGAUGAAGAGGAAAAACAGGGCCAAGUUGUCGUCUCCGCUGAGGAAGAAGAAUAACCGAACUACCCAAGCUAAUUAUCAGAUUUCAGAGUCACAGAAGUGGGUUGCUAGAAUGAGUUUUGGAGAAAUUAGCAAGGGAACUAACAAUUUCUCUAAGGACAAUAAAAUCGGAACGGGGAAGAUGGGGACAAUGUACAAGGCAGUGCUCGAUAAUGGUUGUUCCAUAGCUGUCAAGAGGCUAAAUAAUUCUCCACUACAGGAUAUGAAGUUCAUCAAUGAGAUAAAGACUCUAGGUAGAAUUAGACAUCCUAAUUUAGUUCCCCUCUUGGGUUUCUGCAUCAAAGGGCCAGAGAGGAUUUUGGUGUACAAAUACAUGUCAAAUGGAAAUCUCUAUGAUUGGCUUCAUGGUGUAGAAGAUAAGGUCAUGAUUAUGGAAUGGCCUUUAAGGGUUAAGAUUGCAGUUGGGCUAGCAAGAGGGUUGGCUUGGCUCCACCAUGAUUGCAAUUUCAGAACGGUCCAUGUCAACAUAAGCUCAAAUUCUAUCUUACUAGAUGAGAAUUUUGAGCCCAAGAUAUCGGAUUUUAGGGGGGAAGUGUUGAUGGAUCCAAACCAUACCAAUUCAAAGAGGAGUAUGCGGGUACAUAAUGAUGUUCAGGAGAUGGAUAUUUUAAAGAAGGAUGCGUAUAGCUUUGGGACUGUUCUGCUUGAGUUGAUAACAUUGAAGAAGCGUAGCCAAAUGAGUAGUCCAUGUAGCAGUACUCAGGAGGAGAGUUUGGGAGGAUGGGUUAGUCAACUAUUGAGGAGUUGUGCUUCAGAUGAGAUCUAUCAAGGCAACAUUGAUAAAUGUUUGAUAGGGAAAGGAUUAGAUGGUGAAAUCAUUGGGAUGCUUAGGAUUGCUGCUAUUUGUGUGCAGCCAUUUCCAGUUGAGAGGCCAACCAUGCUUCAAGUCUACCAAAGACUAAGUGUUAUUGGAGAAAGAUAUGGGAUUACACAUGAUUUUAGGAUUUCAAGACAACCUGACGGUGAAAUUGUAGAGAUUGGAUGAAGCUGUAAAUACUGGCAGUUUUAAUCAUUUGGUACCAUGCAAAUAUGAAUAUUAUUACCUUUACUUUUCGGGUAAUUAAUUAAAUGUCAGUUUCCCUUUCUUAGCCUUCUACGAGUAGUUGAAUCUAAUGGUUCAGACGAAGUAGAAACAUGAACUUUUGGCUGAUAUAAUGUACUCUGUCUGUCAUCAUCAUCAUUUUUUUAUUAUUUUUUUAACUCAUAGUUUUGCCACAAUGAAAAUGAUGAAUGACACAUGUAUCUCAUGCACAUGUAUGCACAUCCUAAAAUAAAAUAAGUGAAAAAAGUUGGGGAAAAAAAUGAAACAUGCUGUUCUACUUCCUACAUGUGUUAACCAUCCUCUGU
Molecule: messenger RNA, 3673 nt
Organism: Ziziphus jujuba (common jujube)
Lineage: Eukaryota; Viridiplantae; Streptophyta; Magnoliopsida; Rosales; Rhamnaceae
Product: probably inactive leucine-rich repeat receptor-like protein kinase At5g48380
Exons: 2
Coding region: 1518-3311 (597 amino acids)
Biological process (GO): protein phosphorylation
Molecular function (GO): protein kinase activity; protein binding; ATP binding
Source: RefSeq, a predicted model, not a curated record